This is a messenger RNA of Castor canadensis (American beaver), 980 nucleotides long. The record is from RefSeq and is a predicted model, not a curated record. Lineage: Eukaryota; Metazoa; Chordata; Mammalia; Rodentia; Castoridae.
CCCUCAGAAGCUACCUUAUCUGCUGCCGCCACUUCCUCCUACGUCGCCUGCGCGGCGGCAGUAACAGUGAUUCUGCCUGCCUCCUCCGCCACCUUCACCCCCUGCCUGCUAGCUUGCCGGUGGCUUUGGCGGCUCCACUAUGGCGGCGGCGGGGAGGGGGGACAGUAGUUUUAAAGUAGACACCCGCCCUUGGCUCAGAGAAGAUGGCACUUGGAAUGAACAGGAAAAAGCCGAAGUUUUUACAGAUAGCUUUUGUCAAGUUUGUGGAGUGGUAUUACAGUUUGAAUCACAAAGGAUUUCCCAUUACAAGAGUGAAAAACAUGCUCAAAAUGUUAGGUUUUAUUUUCAAAUGCAUGGGGAGCAAAAUGAAGUGCCUGGUAAGAAAAUGAAAAUGCAUAUUGGGAGUUUUCAGGUACAGAAUAGUGGAGUAGUGGACAGAAAUAAAUUUUGUGAUCUCUGCAGCAUGAUUUUUAGCUCUUCAGUUGUUUCUCAGUCUCAUUAUGUGGGGAACAUCCAUGCUCAAAAACUGAAACAAUUCAUGGAGGAACAUGAUCAGAUGUCUCCAUCAGGAUUUAAGCCAGAGAUGGCAGGUGUACCUAUUGCCACUUCUCCACAGUCAACCUUCCUGAAGCCUCCUGCUGUCAAGCCUCCUCAAGGUGGGAUUAAAUAUAACAUUAUUCCUUUCUUCAAUGGUACUUUGGAUUUGAAUAAUCCAAACAAAUAUUGCAAGCUCUGUCCUGCUUCCUUUAAUAGUCCAGUAAUUGCCCAACACCUUUAUGUUGGAACAAAUACAAAAGAAAGGAAGCUAGGAAGACAUUUGUAGACAAGAUAAGAAAGAAACCUCUUCCAGCAAAAUCAAAUGCAAAUGGUAAACAGAAAAAAUUGUUCUAAACUCUUCCAUGAUAAAUUUGUAUUUUAUAAAGCAUACUAGUUUAUUUAUAUACCAUUUUAGUCUUAUUGACUAAAAUUUUAGACAAGUA